CUCCAGCAUUUGGCCCCUAAAUCGACGACAGCGCCACUGGUCCAGAAUCAACGCCUCGUGGUGUGACCCCUACUCCCGUACUUCCCCUGGACGGAGCCGAUUUCAUCCGGAUUGACCGCGUCCGAACCCGCCGAAUUGCCCGUGCCAAGUGUGGGCCGUUGUCUGGCAGGCCUGCCGCCCGUUUCAACCCCGGAUUUGGACCGUGCCGACCAGCACCAUGGCCGACUUUGUUGUGGAACACCAACCACAACAACAACAAAAACAACAACAAAAGAUUUUGGUUCUACAGCGCGAUGGCACCGUGACCGAGCUCAAUCCCGCCCCCAGCGCCCCCGCCACGCCCACCUCGGCCGUCCGACAGGAGAGCGAGCCUGAGCACAUCUUGCCGGAUGAUGAGAGGGAAAUGCGCAUGGAAGACGUGGUGAUCGAAGAAACGCCCCAUUUAGAGGUGGAAUGCGUGGAAGAAGAAGUGACCUUGUCGCCCCAUGGGACUUGUCACGAGUUCAUCGUGGAGAAUGCCGACAACAUGGGCCAGGAAGUGGUGAUUGGCGACGUGGAGGAGGUGGUGGGGGCCGAGGAAGUGGUGGACGCUUCUGAAGACUUGAGUGGCCACGCCAAUGGACUCAGUUCGAGUGAGGCCGAAAUGUCGGUGGCCUUGGACUUGGCCAAGAUGAGUCAAGGUCAUUUCACCGACAACCACACCCUCAACGGACAUCAGUUCUAUGAGGCGGCCGAAGAAGUGGUGGUGGCCGAUGAAGGCCAAACUGUGACGCUCCACCAUCAAGAAGUGACCGGCGAGGACGAGAGUCAGACUGCCAUUCGCGAGUUUUUGCCCAACCAUGAUGAGAUCUCCUUCCAGAAACCCAGACUCUCCUACGCUCAAAUGAUUGCCGAGUCGCUCAUUCAGGCGCCGGAUCGCAUGCUACCUCUGUCCGAGAUCUACGUGUACAUCAGCAAGCGCUAUCCUUUUUAUCGGAUGGACGUCAAGUCUUGGCAAAACGCCAUCCGUCACAAUCUGACCCUGAAUACGGGCUUCACCAAAGUGCCCCGGCCCAAUAACGAAGGUCGCGGCAAUUAUUGGCGGAUCGAGGACGGCGCCGAGAAGAACAUCUUCAAGCGCACCAUUCGCAAUCACUACCAAAACACCAAACCCAAGGACACGGCCAUUUACACCAGCCCAGCCCAAGCGGGUCUCCCUCCCAUGCGUCAAAUCCGAGUUCAAGGAAGCGACUUCUCGUCGGACGAAACCAAUCGGGCCAUUCGGACCAUUCAAAUCAUCCAGGCGCCCAAAGGUGGCGGUCCCGUCGAUCUGAAAGGCGGCAACUUUCAGACCAUCAAACUGAACAAGUCCAUGACUUCGACCAAGGGCCAAGUUAUCUUUAUUGCUUUGCCGUCCAAGUCUUAAACACAUCCGGGUCAACACACGUGUACGUUGGCCAUACGAAAAGGAGGGAGAAAGUGCCAAAAUGAGGGGGAUUAGGGACGAGGGACGACGACCAGUUUCAUAUUUCAUUCAGUGGAAAAUUUCCUUGCUCUUUUUUGCCUCUCUCUCCGUUGGCGAAGAGGAUCUUCGAGGAUCGCUUUUAUCACGCCUAUGGUUGUUCAGAGAGUCUGAUCAGCGUGCCCAUGCAUUCUAGCAGUACAAACACUGGCAUCAGGUCGAAGAACCUCAGCAGUGUCAUCAUCAUUUAUACCACAGCCCAUUGGCCAUGUUUCUCGCCCCCACUAAAAUGCCCACCCACCCAGCAUCUCGAUAUAUAGCUGAGCAAGGCAGCCUUGCCAGCGUUUAAAAUGAUCCCGCGACCUCGUGGAACCGUUCUUCUCUCGGUGGAAAAAUAACCUCGAGGAAAGCCUCUAUUUCGAAAAAGAUAUUUCUGUACACAAACAUGAAACAAGUUGAUUGCAUAUUUCCUAAACAGUACUUGAGAAAACAAAUAAAGCCAGUUGUCUGAAGCUCUGAAACAUCAAGCAUUACGGUCAAUUUGAUACAGAGGUUGCUCUCGAUUUUCAG
Messenger RNA from Tigriopus californicus, 2011 nucleotides. RefSeq lists its product as uncharacterized. The record is from RefSeq and is a predicted model, not a curated record. The transcript is spliced from 2 exons. Gene Ontology annotation, molecular function: DNA-binding transcription factor activity, RNA polymerase II-specific; RNA polymerase II cis-regulatory region sequence-specific DNA binding. Gene Ontology annotation, biological process: regulation of transcription by RNA polymerase II. NCBI's taxonomy places the organism in Eukaryota, Metazoa, Arthropoda, Copepoda, Harpacticoida, Harpacticidae. The coding region runs from base 218 to 1405 and encodes 395 amino acids.